Hipposideros armiger (great roundleaf bat) is the source of this 7106-nucleotide messenger RNA. It is a transcript of the gene DGKZ, whose product is annotated as diacylglycerol kinase zeta. The coding region runs from base 3504 to 7019 and encodes 1171 amino acids. The transcript is spliced from 31 exons. Gene Ontology annotation, cellular component: glutamatergic synapse; plasma membrane. Gene Ontology annotation, molecular function: protein binding; ATP-dependent diacylglycerol kinase activity. NCBI's taxonomy places the organism in Eukaryota, Metazoa, Chordata, Mammalia, Chiroptera, Hipposideridae. The record is from RefSeq and is a predicted model, not a curated record. Gene Ontology annotation, biological process: phospholipase C-activating G protein-coupled receptor signaling pathway.
CCGCCAUGGGCAGAGUCAAACCUCAGGAGGUGGCACGAUCCACACGCCUGGUGUCUGCUAUGGGUGUAGGCCCCGCCAUGCCCUUACUUUCUGCCAGGUAUCAUAGCAUCAGGUACUUUAUACCAUCAUCUCAUCAGAACGCCCCUUAUGCCAGCCUUCUGAACUAGGUGGUAUCAUCCCCAUGUUGCAGAUGAGAACAUUGCGACUCAGAAUGUUAAUUGAUCAGCCCAGGAAAGCAAUGGUAGAUGCAGGAUUUCAAAGCCUUUGAAGGCUUUUCUGCUUGAAACUAUUAUAACAUAGAGUGUGAGAGAGUCUGGGCGGUGAGGUCAGAAGUCCUGUCCUUUCUAGCUGGGGCGCUCAUGCUGCUCACCCCCACUGGCAGCUGCUGUAGCUCAGCUGCCCACCUCCACGCUCGCUGCUGUUCAUCCAGGGUGCACUGCCAGACCCUGGCAUCCUUUGUCCCCCCUAAGCCCCCAGCAGCCAGCUGGAGGUUGAUGGGGCCAUGAGUUCUUCCCCAUCCUGUCCCCUCUGGGUGUGACGGGUGUGAGGGGCUUCCCCAGGCCUCCUCCAGUGACCUUUAUGUAUACUUCGUACUUUGUGGUAUGUAGAAGGUGACAGAGUGUGAGGUGAGAAGAGCUGCUACUUAGAGCUGCGCUGUGGGAAAAGGCUCCAGGUCCACGCAGGGAAAAGGCUGGGACAGGCCUGAGGCCAGGCUGGGCUUCUGACCAGCCCCAAGAGAAGCCUCAGCAGAGAUAGGAAGUCAGAAGUCUGGCAAUUGCUGACCAGAGGACAGAGGUCUCUAUGGAGACCAGAGGAACAGGAAGCACAGCCACUGGGGGGAGGGGAUGUUGGAAACACAGAGGCAUGUGUGCCUGGCCUGGGAGCUUCUAGUAAAAGGUCAAAUCAGCCUCUGUGGACAGAUAAGGAAACUGAGGCCUGUGAAAGGACAGCUUAGCACAUGGUCGCACCCUGGCCUGGCCUGCUUUGCUCCCCACUUGGAGUGACUGCACCAUCAGGCAGCUGAGGAUACUCCUGGACAGAUGUGGACUCUGGGCUGCUGGCAACACAGGGGCCAGAGCGCUGUGGGAGCACUUGUAAGCUGCCCCCAUGUCGUGAGGCGGGGUGUGCAGGUGACCUCUUCCUCCUGGCCUCUCGGCAGUGUGGGUCUGGGGCAGCAGGCAGGGCCCAGCCCUCACCGCCACCCACAGAGCGCCUGCAGUACCUCCCCCACCGCUGACUGUGGCCUUUUGUUUUCUGGGUGACACUAGCAUCAGGCGGUGUGUCCGGGUGACUAAUCUUCUCCAGGCUGGGCAGCUGUCACAGGGCGGCCUGACCAGACGGGCAAAGAAAGCUGACACCCUGGGGGAGUGCUGGCAAGCCAGUGCCCUGGCAGCAGUGGGCAGCUAGGCCUUCAAGCUCCUCUUCCUGGGUGCAGAGCAGACCCCAAGUCAGGCAGACCAGGGUUCAGGUCCCGUUUCUGCCAUUGACUGGCUGUGUGACCUUGGCUUAUUACUGCGCCUCUCAAAGCCUCAGUUUCGUCAACUCUGUAAUGGAGCCCUUCAUUCUUUUUGCCUCACAGAGUUGUAGCGGGAAUCAGAAAAGAUGGUAAUUGAAAGUGUUUAGCCCAGGGCCUGUCACAGAGUAGGUGUUCAGUAAGUGGAACCAUUGUGGUUCUUAUUAUGGUCGUCUUCCCUACCCAUCCCACCUUAGUCCCAGCCUCAUGGUCCAAGAGGAAAGACCCCACUCCCCACCUCAUCUCUGGAGUGUAGGCUUUGCCUUCAGGUAGACCUGGGUUCCAACACUGACUCUAAACGGACCAGCUGUGGACUUUGGGCAGGUUACUUCUUUGCACCUCAGUUUCCUAUCAGGACCGUGGCAUGAAAUAGUACCCAUUCUUUAGGGUUGCAGUUAUUUAUCAAAUACUAUACAUGUUUGUAAAGCGCUCAGCACAGUGCCCAACACAUGCGGGCACUCAGUAAAUGUUAGCAGGGAUGAUAUUGAUUUUAGGAGGCAGCCAAGAGCUCUCUGCCUACAGAGCUCACCUCCUGCCCUUUUCCCAAUCACCUGCAGGGGCUGGGACUGGGACAGACAUAGAGCAAGAGCUGGGCAGUGUCGGACACUGCGUCCCCAGGCAUGACUGCCUCCACUGCUCACUGACCACAGGAGCUCAGACACCUUGGACCCCGUCCACCUCCCCCUCAGUACCCCUGCACCCAUCCAGGACUCGAGUCUGACACUGCCUGACCGGAACCCACGGAAGAGGAGCAAAUCAGAGAGGUGGAGGCAGCGGGGGAGGAUAGGAAGGUAGGGAGUAGGUGCUAGAUGUGCAGCCAGGCCUGACUCUUCAAGCCCAUCAUCUCCCACUGUUUGCCCAGGGCUCCCCCCCACCACACCUCUCUGCUCCCAGGCCCUCAGCAGGCAAAAGUAUUUCUCCUGUCAGCCCCAGGCUGAUGGCCCACGGCCGUGACUUGAACCUCCCUGUGGCUGUCAGGGCCAGGAGACCACCUGAAGGAGGGAGGCAGGCAUCCUUGGGCGUGCUAAAGCAUCGCCCCCCUAAAGCAUGCCAGGCUUCCUGUCCUUUUCCCACCGUUGGGGAGAGAAAAGGGUGCAGGUGAUCCCAGCGGCCUGUGAAGAAGAGGUGGCAGGAGCAGGUGAGCUGGUGCAGGAAGGGGAACAUGUGUUUAGGACAGGUCAUGGGAGAAUGGUUUGAGCAAGGAUGGCCUCCAAGGGUCCUGCCUCCUGGAGGCAGCUCAGGGCAGCCUAGUAUUUGGAAUCGUGAGAGUUGGGGCUUCUAGCGUUGGCCCCUAGGACAAGGCACAGUUCACAGGCACCCUCAAUGGCAGAGCUGGAAAGGUUUUCAGACGUCACCCAGUACUUUCACACAUGGGAUGGUGGCCAUACUGUACCUCUUCAGAAGGGUGAGACACAGCAGCCUAGUUCCAGAAAAGUUCUUAACCUUCAACCCCUCAGAGCUACAGACACACACACACGCCAGAAUCCAGGCUUUUCUCUUGGCUCAGGCCUCUUGUUGCUUCCUAUACAAAGCCCCCCUGAGUGAGGACGAGUGGCUUCUCUCCCUGUGCAGCUGCCUCUCCAGUUCCGGGGGCCUCGUUUCCCCAGGGUCCUUUGAUCCCUAAGGCAUAUGUCAGAUUCUCUCCAUUUCUAGGUGCCACUCUCAGCCUGACCCCGAGAAUGGGGCUGAGAGAGUCAGGGGUCUUAUCAAGACUGAGUUUCUUUUCAGAGAGCCUUGUUUUGUUACCAUGGCUUGGUUUGUGCCAUGUCCCAGGAGGGGACAUCUAAACCUAAACUGCCCCAUGUUGGUGGCAAAAAAAAAAAAAAGGGAAAGCCUAGCUUUCAGCCCCGCAGUCUAGGCCAACUCUGAACUGGAACCCAGGACUCAGGACUUCCAAUUCCCUUUUUCUUUUCCAUCAGCUUCAGGCAAGAGUCGAAGUCCUUUAGGCCAGGACUUUGUGGAUUAUGGUGUCUGGACAGGGGACUCCGGGAUGGGUAGCUGGAAGCCCUCUCCUACUUUACUCCUGGGGCAGCCUAGCGGUAUAACUGGGGAGAGCACCAAUGCUUCCAGCAGUGGUAAAUGUGGGCUCCCUGGUCUCUGUGCCCAACAGCCACCCGCCUGCCCCUACAUGGAGACUUUUUUUAGGAGACGCUUCCAGCGGAAGGCCCCAGGUCCUGGAGAGGGGCAGUGGCGGCCCAGCGGUGUGGGGCUGCCCACGGGCAAGGCGCGGCGCCGCUCCCCUGCAGGCCAGGCCUCUUCCUUGCUAACACAGAGGCGCCGCUCCAGCGCGCAGCUCCAGGGCUGCCUCCUGGGCUGUGGGAUGCGGACCCGGGGCACCAGUCGCCGCCGAUCCAGCACCGCGCCCCCCGCCUGCAACCCCCGCUUCACCGUGGAUGAGGUGCCCACCCCACAGCCUGCCACUGUUCUGGGCGCACCCCUGCUGUUGACCAGGCUUGUGGGCAUGAAUGAGGAGGAGGAGCAGGAGGAGAAGGAGGAGAAGGAGGAGGGGGUCCAAGAGGAGGAUGUGACAGUUGCAGCGUUGAGUGCCACCCAGCAAGGCACCAAGAGACCAGGGCCAACCCCACACCUGGGCACCCGGCCCUUGCUGUCCGUGCCCCGUUGCCUGCGCCGAGCUUCCUCUCACCUGUUCCCUGCUGACAGGGUGUAUGACCACGCCCUCUGGGGCCUGCAGGGUUACUAUCGGCGCCUCAGCCAGCAGUGGCCUUCAGGCCAGCACCCUGGCCCUGGGGGCGGAAGAGCCUCAGGCACCACAGCUGGCCCCAUGAUGCCCGCCCGUGUGCGCCCACUCUCCCGCAGGCGCCAGGUAGCCCUACGGCGCAAGUCGGCGGGACCCCCGGCCUGGAGCGCCCUGCUUGCGAAAGCCAUCACCAAGUCGGGCCUCCAGCACCUGGCACCACCCCCGCCGGCUCCCGGGGCUCCGUGCAGCGAGCCAGAGCGGCAUAUCCGGAGCACUGUGGACUGGAGUGAGUCCGCGACGUAUGGAGAGCAUAUCUGGUUCGAGACCAACGUGUCGGGGGACUUCUGCUAUGUUGGGGAGCAGUACUGUGUAGCUAAGAUGCUGCAGAAGUCAGUGUCCCGGAGAAAGUGUGCAGCCUGCAAGAUCGUGGUGCACACCCCCUGCAUUGAACAGCUGGAGAAGAUAAAUUUCCGCUGUAAGCCGUCCUUCCGUGAAUCAGGCUCCAGGAACGUCCGUGAGCCAACCUUUGUGCGGCAUCACUGGGUACACAGGCGACGCCAAGAUGGCAAGUGUCGGCACUGUGGGAAGGGCUUCCAGCAGAAGUUCACCUUCCACAGCAAAGAGAUUGUGGCCAUCAGUUGCUCCUGGUGCAAGCAAGCAUACCACAGCAAGGUAUCCUGCUUCAUGCUGCAGCAGAUCGAGGAACCGUGCUCCCUGGGGGUCCACGCCGCUGUGGUCAUCCCGCCCACCUGGAUCCUCCGUGCCCGCAGGCCCCAGAACACCCUCAAGGCAAGCAAGAAGAAAAAGAGAGCAUCCUUCAAGAGGAAAUCCAGCAAGAAAGGGCCCGAGGAGGGCCGCUGGAGACCCUUCAUCAUCAGGCCCACCCCAUCCCCCCUCAUGAAGCCCCUGCUGGUGUUUGUGAACCCCAAGAGUGGGGGCAACCAGGGCGCUAAAAUCAUCCAGUCCUUCCUCUGGUAUCUCAACCCCCGACAAGUUUUUGACCUGAGCCAGGGAGGGCCCAAGGAGGCGCUGGAGAUGUACCGCAAAGUGCACAACCUGCGGAUCCUGGCGUGCGGGGGUGAUGGCACGGUCGGCUGGAUCCUCUCCACCCUGGACCAACUGCGCUUAAAACCGUCGCCACCUGUUGCCAUCCUGCCCCUGGGCACUGGCAACGACUUGGCCCGUACCCUCAACUGGGGCGGGGGCUACACAGAUGAGCCCGUGUCUAAGAUCCUGUCCCAUGUGGAGGAGGGGAACGUGGUGCAGCUAGACCGCUGGGACCUCCACGCAGAGCCCAACCCUGAGGCAGGGCCUGAGGAGCGUGACGAAGGCGCUACUGACCGGCUACCGCUGGACGUCUUCAACAACUACUUCAGCCUGGGCUUUGAUGCCCAUGUCACCCUGGAGUUUCACGAGUCUCGAGAGGCCAACCCAGAGAAAUUCAACAGCCGCUUUCGGAAUAAGAUGUUCUAUGCCGGGACAGCCUUCUCCGACUUCCUCACAGGCAGCUCCAAGGACUUGGCCAAGCACAUCCGCGUGGUGUGUGACGGAACUGACCUGACCCCCAAGAUUCAGGACCUGAAACCCCAGUGCAUUGUUUUCCUGAACAUCCCCAGGUACUGCGCAGGCACCAUGCCCUGGGGCCACCCUGGGGAGCACCACGACUUUGAGCCCCAGCGGCACGAUGACGGUUACCUCGAGGUCAUCGGCUUCACCAUGACGUCCCUGGCAGCGCUGCAGGUGGGCGGGCAUGGCGAGCGGCUGACGCAGUGCCGUGAGGUGGUGCUCACCACGUCCAAGGCCAUCCCGGUGCAGGUGGACGGUGAGCCCUGCAAGCUGACUGCCUCGCGCAUUCACAUUGCCCUGCGCAACCAGGCCACCAUGGUGCAGAAGGUCAAGCGACGCAGCGCCACCCCCCUGCACAGCGACCAGCAGCCAGUGCCUGAGCAGCUGCAGAUCCAGGUGAGCAGGGUCAGCAUGCAUGACUAUGAGGCCCUGCAUUAUGACAAGGAGCAGCUCAAGGAGGCCUCCGUGCCAGUGGGCACUGUGGUGGUCCCAGGAGACAGCGACCUGGAGCUCUGCCGCGCCCACAUCGAGAGGCUCCAGCAGGAGCCAGAAGGUGCUGGAGCCAAGUCCCUGACAUACCAGAAACUGUCCCCCAAGUGGUGCUUCCUGGAUGCCACCACUGCCAGCCGUUUCUACAGGAUCGACCGGGCCCAGGAACACCUCAACUAUGUGACUGAGAUCGCACAGGACGAGAUUUAUAUCCUGGACCCAGAGCUGCUGGGGGCAUCAGCCCGGCCUGACCUCCCAACCCCCACGUCCCCUCUCCCCACUUCCCCCUGCUCACCCACACCCCGGUCACUGCCAGGGGAUGCCGUACCCCCUAAAGGUGAAGAGCUGGUUGAGGCUGCCAAGAGGAACGACUUCUGUAAGCUCCAGGAGCUGCACCAAGCCGGGGGUGACCUCAUGCACCGGGACGAUCGGAGUCGCACGCUCCUGCACCACGCAGUCAGCACCGGCAGCAAGGAAGUGGUCCGCUACCUGCUGGACCACGCCCCCGCAGAGAUCCUUGAUGCUGUAGAGGAAAAUGGCGAGACCUGUCUGCACCAGGCGGCAGCCCUGGGCCAGCGCACCAUCUGCCACUACAUCGUGGAGGCUGGGGCCUCGCUCAUGAAGACAGACCAGCAGGGCGACACUCCCCGGCAGCGGGCCGAAAAGGCUCAGGACACGGAGCUGGCCGCCUACCUGGAGAACCGGCAGCACUACCAGAUGAUUCAGCGGGAGGACCAGGAGACAGCGGUGUAGCGGAGGCCAAUGCUGAGGAAGGGGGACAGGACCGGCCAGAGCAUGACCCCCCUCCUCGCCCACCUCACUGCCACAUUCCAGUGGGAC